CCCGCUGGGGCAGUGAGCUGCUGUGAUGGGGGUUAAAGCGAGGCUGCCCAGCUACGAGCUGGGCUUCUACGCACUCGCCCUCACCUGUGCCGUGGUCUACAGCGGCAGCGGCAUCUUCGAAGCCUCCAGAGACAGUAUGAACAGGAAGGCCUUUCGGGAUGGCAUAAAGCCGGGCUGGCAUUACUUCGGCAGGAAGAUGGACAUGGCCGACUUCGAGUGGGUGAUGUGGUUCACCUCGUUCAGGAACUUCAUCAUCUUCGCCCUUUCAGGACACAUCCUGUUCGCCAAGAUUUGCUCCAUGAUCAUGCCGCAGCACCGGGCCGUGGUGUACAUGCUGUACGGGCUGCUGUCCGUGCUGGGCAGCAUGGGGCUCUCCUACCUCAUGAUCAUCCUCUCCCACUGCAUCGUCCUCUACUCCGUCUCGCUGGUGAAGCACAAAUGGCUCUGCUACGUGGCUGGGCUCUGCUCCCUUGCGUCCUUCAAGCUGGAGCCCUUCAGCUCCUGGCAGAGUGGAUUUGUAACGGAAACUUUUCAUCUUCAAGACGUCCUCUUCUACGGGGGCAGUGGCUUCACCAUCAUGCGCUGCAUGAGCUUCGCGCUCGAGAGCUGUGAGAGGAAGGAGGGCAUCUUCUCCAUCUUCGAUCUCCUCAAAUACAACUUCUACCUUCCCUUCUUUUUCUUUGGGCCCAUCAUGACGUUUGACCAGUUCUAUGCUCAGGUCAGCACCCGAGAGCUACGGCGCAAAGAUGAUGAGAUGAGGAACAUCCGGGUCCAUGCGGUCCUCAAUGUGGGGGCCAUCAUUGCUGUGGACAUCUUCUUCCACUUCUUUUACAUCCUCACCCUCCCUUCGGACCUCAAGUUUGUUAACCGCCUCUCGGACUGGUCCUUAGCUGGCCUUGCCUACUCCAAUCUGGUGUACGACUGGGUAAAAGCUGCUGUCAUGUUCGGAGUCAUCAACACCAUUGCCCGACUGGACCACUUGGACCCACCACAGCCCCCCAAAUGCAUCACCAUGCUCUACGUCUUUGCAGAAACGCACUUUGACAGAGGGAUUAAUGACUGGCUAUGCAAGUAUGUGUACGAUCACAUCGGUGAGAACCACGACAACGUUGUGAAGGAGCUCAUGGCCACUAUCUCCACCUUUGCCAUCACUACCCUGUGGCUGGGGCCCUGUGAGAUUGUUUACAUCUGGUCUGUCUUCAACUGCUUUGGCCUCAACUUUGAGCUAUGGGUGCAGAAGUUCUUCCAGCGGGAACCCUUUGCCAAAAUGGAGGCCAAAAUGUCAGCAGCCAUGUCUCGGCGGAUUAGGGCAGUCUUUGGAGCAGCAAACUUCUGGGCCAUCGUCCUCUACAACAUCCUGGCCCUCAACAGCCUGGAAUUUGCAUUGCUGGUUACCAAGAGACUCCUUCUGACAGGUUUCCCUGUCAGCACCUUGUCCAUCUGGUUCAUCACAUACUGUGGAGUGCAGCUGAUCAAAGAGCAUGAGCGCUUCCUGGCCAUCGAGGAAGAGAAGUGUGACAAAGCAAAGCAAGAGUAGAGGAAACAUCAGUGGGCCUGCCUCAAAACCUCAGCUCCCCUCCGACCACCUCUGUCAGACCAGCAGCUAACAGGGGCUCUCCAAGCACACCUGGCAAUCAAAAUGCUGUAGCUCAUCCAUGUGUAAGUCACCUGGAAAGCACACCCUCUUGCUGCAGUAAAGAUUUUCUGUAGGACAUCCCUGGGCAUUAUGCAGGCUAUCCAUGCGUGGCAGACUGCUGAGGUAGGCUCCUGAUCCAUUUCUUUAAGGCCAGCCUCAUCACUUGUCUGACCUUCUGACACAGCACAGACCUAGAGAUUUCAGCCCUCGGUUUCCAUAGCAUGUGGUCCACCAGAGCAUUCAGCUCUCCCACAAGACUAUGUCUCCCAGAGACUAUGCAGGUCCUACUCCUGGAGGCUUUAGUGUGGGCUGAGCAUAUAGCUAUGAGAAAAGGAUUAGCUAGUGUUGAGCCUGCUCUGAGCAGAUGCCCUCCAGGUCAUUUCCAGCUCAAGCCUCACAUGUUUUUUUCAUUGUGAGAAAUAGUCGGUAUCCACUGUCAACUAUUCAACAUCUCUCUUGUGUAGUAAGGACUGCAAAAUGCCUUGGUAUGAGAUAUACCUACCACGAGGCUAAAAAAUAAACAAAAUGUGCCUUACAGCAAAGGAAAAGAGGGCUAGGAAUUACGCAUUGAAGAGUAAUUAACUCCCCCCACUGUCAGCUAUGCAGAGUGAUAGCUGCUAUAAUCUCAAACUCUCUGCAGAAGCAGUCCUUUCAGUUCUACUUGUCUUGGAAAAAAUGAUUUAAUGCCCUUCUCAUGCCUAGUUAAUGAAAAUCUGAGCUGUAUCUGCUUCACAGCCAGAGAACAUCAUGUACCAGUUGCCUACGGAACAUACAGACUGAAGAAACGCAACAUGGGUCUUGCACAUAACCACUCAGUCCCCGGGCCCUGAUUCAGACCCAAAGUGCACUCCACCGAGGGAUGUGAGACCAAUGUGACCACCAUGAGCAUCUUACUGUGAUUUACACCCUCAGAGUCAACCAAAUCUCACUGUUAUCUUCAUGCCAUGGGAGAAAUUUUAAGCUUGCAUUCUUAUCUGUGGUUGAGAAGCAGAGGACUUUGCACCCAGCUCUUGCUUACCUCCAGUGACCUAACCCUUUGCUCCACUGACUUUGAUGAACAUAAGCUGAGCCCAUGGCUACGUGCCUCAAUGAAUACAUGCACAUCUGCAACCAAAAGAGAAAGGCUCUAAAAGAAGAGCAGUGAUUUGAGAUUGGCUGGAGGAGGGAAAUCCUUUGUUGGCAUCCUAGAGAAGUAGACUUUGAAACACUGCAUAUGGAUUGAAUAUCCAUAUGCACUGAACAAACGUAUCUGUGUGAGACACAAGGUCUCAUGAGAAAAGAUAACUGAAAUAUCCCUGGAUUUCAUGCAAUUUUGGAAUAACAUAAGCGGCCUUAUUUCUGAGUCAUGUCAUUGUUUGGUGAGGGCAAGAUCUGGACCACUUUGCAACCUGAGUGGACACUUGGUAUUGGUGUGUUCCGGUUUCUCUGUGGAUAAAAUAGGAAUUGUUCUUAGUCAGCGUUCAGCUCUGCCUAAGCACUUUAUGAAGUCUCUUAUAUGUGU
Nothoprocta perdicaria is the source of this 3137-nucleotide messenger RNA. RefSeq names its product hedgehog acyltransferase like (gene HHATL). Gene Ontology annotation, cellular component: endoplasmic reticulum. Gene Ontology annotation, biological process: negative regulation of N-terminal protein palmitoylation. The record is from RefSeq and is a predicted model, not a curated record. Gene Ontology annotation, molecular function: acyltransferase activity. The transcript is spliced from 11 exons. Bases 26 to 1537 code for a protein of 503 amino acids. NCBI's taxonomy places the organism in Eukaryota, Metazoa, Chordata, Aves, Tinamiformes, Tinamidae.